This is a messenger RNA of Theobroma umbraticum, 944 nucleotides long. Its product is annotated as Photosystem II 5 kD protein. The record is from RefSeq and is a predicted model, not a curated record. NCBI's taxonomy places the organism in Eukaryota, Viridiplantae, Streptophyta, Magnoliopsida, Malvales, Malvaceae.
AGUUAUAGGGUGCUAUUUUUAACUAUAUAGCGUAUAUUCUUGGAUAUAUGCGUAUUUUGUUUUGUUUAAAGUUACAAUUUAACGUUUUCUCAAAAUUUGCUAUGAAACCUGUAGAGGAACCGGAACGUUCAAUCAAACUCGUGCGAGCUUCACAAUUUGUCACUGAGGGUAAGACAAAAUCAACAAAAGCAAUAGAGGCUUGGGCAUCCACUACAACGCAAGAGUUGGCUUAAACACAGCCUUUGGCCAAGAUAAACCCACACGUGGCAACGACCCAUUCGUCCCAGCAUUUCUCCGGAUAAGGAAAUGGAUGAUGGGUUACUAACAGCAUGCCCUUCUCAUGCCAUUUCCACGUCUAACCAAUAAUAAUAAUCAAUUCCAGCUUUCUGAAUCAAUUGUGAAACAGAAACUUGCAGAAAAUAGCAGAGUACCCCUGCUGCAGACAUGGCUUCAAUGAGCAUGACAGCUUCUCUCCUGCCGAGCUCCAGCUCAACUUUGACCAGACUUCCUUCGACAACUGCCCGCAGAGGGGUGAUUGUGGCUAAGGCCUCAGGAGCUGCUGAAGGAGAGAAGGGGAGCAUGGAACUGAAGCAAGAGAGCAACAAUGGGAGGAGGGAGCUGGUUUUUGCAGCCGCAGCUGCUGCUGCUUGCUCCAUUGCAAACGUUGCCAUGGGUGCGGGAGAGCCAAAGGCUGGGACACCAGAAGCUAAGAAAAAGUAUGCUCCUAUUUGUGUGACGAUGCCUACAGCUCGUGUGUGUCACAAGUGAGCAUCUGAUGUUUUUCUAAGAUUUAAUGUUGAUUUUAAUUGAGAUUCAUGUAAAAGCUUGCAUCUUUUUAUUGGAGAAUCCUUGUUAUGUUUCUCUUCUUCUCCUUGUACACAUGUUCACCAGUUAGUCAUGAGUCUAAUCUAUAUAAUAUAUAAUAUUUCUAGCUUAAACUUCAA